Messenger RNA from Coregonus sp. 'balchen', 4345 nucleotides. The record is from the annotation of a GenBank genome assembly. NCBI's taxonomy places the organism in Eukaryota, Metazoa, Chordata, Actinopteri, Salmoniformes, Salmonidae.
GGGAGCUAAAACUGGGGAGGUGUGAAAGUGUUACUUCAUUAUAAGCAUCUCCAAACGCUUCUCCUUCACUUAUUUCAAACGAUCCAGCUAACGUAGUGGAUCUCUCGCCAGUAGUUCUUCUGACACAGGGAAUUGGUUGAAGGGAAUUCAACUGUUAGAUAUGAAAAGGUGUGUGCCGCUCCUCCUGCUACUCUCAGGUAAGUCUCAUUAUCCUGUACACACACACACACAUACAGACACUCUUACUGCAUAUAGUAUGCAAUACAGUGUGUGUGUGUGUGUAGGAAAUCAAUCUCCAAUGGAGGCACUGGAUUCUUGCAUAUGUUGAAUUUUGUGUGCGUCCUUUUUCAGGGUUCCACCAACUGUCGUCAAGCCUCACCGGCCAAUACUUCUUUGUGAAUGACCCCAAGACCUGGACUGAAGCACAGAGCUACUGCAGAGAGAAGUACACUGACCUGGCCACCAUAGACAACAUGGAGGAUAUGAACAGAUUCAGACAAGUUGUCAAUGGAUACAAUGGAAAUGUCUGGAUAGGGCUGUAUGAUGAUGUUAACAGUUGGAGGUGGUCUCUAGAAGAUAGUGGUUUCUAUGGAGACGGGGAGGCAGUGUUUAGGAACUGGGACAGCGGACAGCCUGAUAACCAAGGCAGCGGACAGUAUUGCACAGUGAUGAGAGACAACGGAAGGUGGAACGACGAGCGUUGCUCAAACAAAGACAUCUUCAUCUGCUACGACGGUAAGAAAUAACCGAUUACAUAAACCUAUUAUGCAUUUUUUUGGACGAUACACACACCUAUGACCCCCCCCCACUGGGCACACCAAGUCAUUUGAAUGUGGACAAUUGGGUAAUAUUUGUAGAUACGUUGAUCAAUGAGAUUACAACCUAUAUUCACCCACUGAAAAAGACAGCAAAAAGUUUGUUGAAUUCCAAAUGUGUUAUCACGUUGCUUUCAACCAUGUAAAAGAACCACCAAAUUCCAAUGAAAAAACAUUGUCUGAUUUUUGGUUUAGUUGUCACGUGUUAUCACUGCACUUAAUAACAAUUUAAAAGCACAACACAAUUCAAGUGGGAAAACAAGUGUGAUUGGAUAUUUCAACCUUGUGACGUAUCCCAUAAGAGACAUCAAAACGAAUACUAGAAAAAUAGAACCCCAAAAUGUGUCCAUGGAUGUUUUACUCAUCAUAAGGUUGAAUAAAUACUGUUAAUUUAGUUUGUAAGAUAGCCUUAACUUUAGGCUAUUUACUGUAUUACAAAAGUCUACACAACCAAAUAUCAACAUUUGAGAAGGAGAUGUAUCAACUGCUUGGAUAGUUCGAUCUGUGCUACUGGCUUAGUUUGUGUCCAGUGAGCUAUGAAGACACACAAGAAGAGGCUGGUGGGAGGAGCUAUAUGAGGACUGGCUCAUUGUAAUGGCUGGAAUGGCAUAAAUGGAAUGAAGUCAAACAUACCGUUCCCAACUAUUCCAUUCCAAUGAGCCCGUCCUCCUAUAGCUCCUCCUACCAGCCUCCUCUGGCCACGCACACACACACACACACACACACACACACACACACACACACAGGUCAAAUUUGUUCACAAUAUCCUUUCCCAACAGGAGGGACCAAUUCCUCCAAUCAUUUUAGUUUGAUUAAUGAAAGCCGAAGUUGGUCUGAAGCUCAGAGUUACUGCAGAGAUCACCACACAGACCUGGCCAGUGUGAGGAACCAGACUGAGAACCAGGAGAUACAGGUGUCUUGUUUUCUUCUAUGUUUCAUCACUAAUAUAUGCCAUUUAGCAGACGCUUUUAUCCAAAGUGACUUACAGUUAUGCAUGCAUACAAACAUUUGAACUUACUGUCUUGGCAUUGCAAGCCCCAUGCUCUACCAACUAAACUACGAAGGAACAGAGGACCACAUGGGAGUUUUUCCUGGCCACUGUGAUCUCACUUGCGCUUUGCUUUCUCUUUCUUGUUCUAGGCCGGGUUACAGUAAAUAAGUUAUUUUGUGACAACUGCUGAUGUAAAAAAGGCUUUAUAAAUACAUUUGAUUGAUUGAUUGAUUGAUACAGAGAGUGGCCAAUGGUAGCAACGUGUGGAUCGGCCUGUUCAGAGACUCAUGGAAGUGGUCAGACCAGAGCAACUCUUCCUUCAGAUACUGGAUAGAGGGAGAGCCCAAUAAUUUCCAAGGAAGGUCUGAGGGUUGUGUUGAGGCAUCGAUGACUAACAAUGGACAAUGGAACGAUGAGAUCUGCAUCCUUCCACAGUAUUUUGUCUGCUACUACACUGGUGAGUGAAGUGUGUGUGAGUGUAUGUGUGUGUGUGUUUUUUGUGUGUACCCAAAUAGUAGAGUAAUAAUGAGAGCAUGAAAGGACUUGAAAGACGGAGGAUGUACUAAAUGUGUGUGUGUGUGUGUAUGUGUGUGUGUGUGUGUGUGUGUGUGUGUGUGUGUGUGUGUGUGUGUGUGUGUGUGUGCGUGCGCGUGUUGGAGGAUAUGCUGGAGUGCAGGUGAAAUUCACCUCAACAACAGCGCUAACAGAUUCUAACAUCACCGAGCUGGUCUUGAAGAAGGUGAGUCAUUCUACCUCACCCGUUAACCAUCAUUACAAGGCCCAACAGUUUUCUCUUACCUUAACAGACAAGGAAAAACUCUGGGCCCUAGUUAGUUAGGAGUUAUUCCUGGUAAUAAUGAUAAUAAUGUAUAUGCCAGGGUUCCCCAACUAUAUUUGGCCCCACAAGUUUUCUGAUCAAUUUGUUACAUUUUUAUUACUAUUUGUUGGACAUAAAAUACUCUAAAAACACCAGCAAAUCAGCUCCAAGUGAUUUUAACUUUGGAAACCUACACCAAAGUAUCAUCCCCCCCCCCAGAACGGCCUUGAGUUGUCGGGGCAUGGUCUCUACAAGGUGUGGAAAGCGUUCCAUAGGGAUGCUGGCCCACCUCUUUAAGGAAUACCUGGGAUAGGAUAAAGUAAUCCUUCUACCCCCCCAAAAUUGUAAAGUGGUUAUCCCACUGGCUAUAGGGUGAACGCACCAAUUGGUGAGUCGCUCUGGAUAAGAGCGUCUGCUAAAUGACGUAAAUGUGCCCUUGAGCAAGGCACUUAACCCUAAUUGCUCCUGUAAGUCGCUCUGGAUAAGAGCGUCUGCUAAAUGACUAAAAUGUAAAUGUAAAUGUAAAUAAGCCUGCUGAAUCUAGUUGAUGAUUCCUGAUAUACACAGUUUAACAUGCGCUUUUAUCCAAACGACUUACAGUCAUACAUUUAGAUGGUCAGAUCAUAUGGUGACUAUCCUUGUGUGUCUAUCUCUCUUAGCUACAAGAUGAACUGAGACAGCGAGGGAUAUCCGACUCUGUCACCCUGCGGUGGAAGAAAAAAGACUGACUCUGACUGAGGUGGAUAGAAGAAGGAGGGAGGAGAAGGAGGAGAAGAAAUGAGGGAGGAGAUGAGUGGAUGAAGAGAAUGAAGAGAGAUUUAUGUCUUUUUUUCAUGGAAAAUGUAGAGGAAUUCCGGCGCAGAAAGAUAGUUUUAUUGUUCAAUUUUUGUCCAACUCCUAACAAGGAUAACAAUGCAUACUGAAUACCAAUUCAUUCAUGCUAUUUGUGAUUGGAAAUACAAUGUAAUAGCUGUAAGCACUCAUCUAAUACAUUUUUGAACAUGCUAUAUCAACUAAAUCAACAUUCUUCAUGUUAUUGAAAUGUUAUUGUCAUGUUAUUGAAAUGUUAUUCAUCAUGCUAUUGAAAUGUUAUUCGUCAUGUUAUUGAAAUGUUAUUUGUCAUGUUAUUGAAAUGUUAUUUGUCAUGUUAUUCAUAUUAUCUAAAUCACACACAGUUCACACCAAGUUCAACACAUAGGCAGAUUGAUUAUUGGACAAAUAAUCAGUACUAUCAUCAAGAACCACAGUUCUCAACAGACCAGAAUCAAUCAAAUUACAUGUGGCCCAUCCCAUCUUGAUUUCUAACCAAUCAGCCUGUCAGCCUCUAUCACUGACAGGCAGAAUGACAAAUGAGGCGGAGUUCAAGAAUCGUAAAAAUACCCUUUAUAAUAUUGCAUUAUAUCAUAGCAUUUGCAUACUGGCGUACAGUUCAGCAGAAGCGUUUGUAGGAUUGACACAUAUGGGGAUUUUCUUUUAGCAGGGUCCAAAAAAAUGUGGCUUUUAUAAACUCAUUUCAUUUUAGGCCUACAUGACAGUAGACAUUAUCCGAAUAUUUUUGAAUACUACACAAAUGAACGAAAUGAGUGGCUACUCUGACACUGUCAAACAGAUUAAUAAAAAUGACCGGGUCUUGACCUGGCCCAGGGCUAAUAGAAAGAAAGGAGACAGAUUGUACAAUAUUAGGAGGAAAUGUAUUAUAGGCUACAUUAGGAUUCUAAAUAA